Molecule: messenger RNA, 1051 nt
Organism: Cuscuta campestris
Lineage: Eukaryota; Viridiplantae; Streptophyta; Magnoliopsida; Solanales; Convolvulaceae
Source: the annotation of a GenBank genome assembly
ACGUUUCCUUGUAGGAUUGGGAUUUGGAAAUUCUUUCCCUUAUAUAUAUACUCCGUAUGCGUGUGUAAAAUGUAAAAACAGAUGGAAUUCUUCUUUCGUGCUUAAUCUUCCACAAAUACACCAUUAACUAUCACUCUGUACGUGCUUAACAAAAUAAUGUCGGCGGCUGCUCCACUAACUGGCGGGUACAUAGAUGGGUUGGUCUACCAAGAUCCCCGCCAUGGUCAACUCUCCAUUCGGCUCAUAACCAAAGCUCUCGCUAUCUCCGGAGGAUUUUUCCAGACACUCGGCGACCGCGCUUUCGCUCGACCCUUCGACCCCCUCCGCGUUCUGUCCUCGCCGGAAAACGCCUUCGCCUAUUUCUCCGCCGCGCUCGCCGGCGUCGUCGACCCCAUAGACGCCCCGGCGUUCGCCGCCCAUAUGGUCCAAUUCGCCCUCGAGAACGUCACCGUCCGGGGUUGCGUCCGGUUCGGGAUAUCCCUGUCGGCGGUCUUGGAGACGGUUCACCUCAUGGAGCCGGAGGCGGGGCCGAGGACGCCGGCGACUCGGGCGGCCGUGGAUGCGCUGGAUGAUUGGAUCACGGACUACAUGUUUCGGACGUUUGAUAGCAGCUGGGGACCCGCCGUCGGGCCUGGGUUGUCGGAAGAUGAGGUCGCCGCGCUGGAGAAAGAGAGGUUCGCCGGAGAGGAGGAGGAGGCGACGUCGUGUGCGGUGUGCCUGGAGGAGUACAUGGAGGGUGACGUCAUCACUCCCCUGUCGUCUUCCUGUUCGCAUAAGUUCCACAACGAGUGCAUCGCGAAGUGGUUGAGGAGGAAGAGGACUUGUCCCGUCUGCCGUGCUCCGGUCACCGGCGGCCGUCAAAGCUGAAUAAUUAAUCAAGAGGAUUAGCUAAAUAAACCCUAUUGUUAGAUGAUCGAUAAUCUUUACAAAAUUUCAGCUCUAAAUAUUUUAACGUUAUUGUGAAACAUGCUUAUUUUAGGUUUUUUCCACUCGUACGUUACAUGUUAUGGUUAAUUUUUUUUUUACAUAUCUAUAAACUAGAAUGAUAUGA